Molecule: messenger RNA, 8971 nt
Organism: Amoebophrya sp. A25
Lineage: Eukaryota; Dinophyceae; Syndiniales; Amoebophryaceae
Source: the annotation of a GenBank genome assembly
AGUUGCUUGCAACAGGAGAAGAACAUAUACGUCUAAUGUCAAGCUAUUUUUCGUUUUUUUCACGGGCGAGUACUUCGUUUUCCCCACCCGGCUACUCGGUUAUUUCAAUCGAAUAACCGCAAGCUUGACCAUCACCAUUCACGUUGAUCUUGAUUUUCGGAGCACAUAUAAUUAAGUAACUGAGAUCCUCUAGUAUCUUUACGAAAUCGAAAGGGAAGUUGUAGAUUUGCUAGAAGCACGACAAGGAUGUAAUCGUAUUGAAGAGUUCCACUUUUCUUUCAUCGUCAACAUUGAUCUACUCGUAUUCAAAAGUUCUUCCACUUUUCUUUCACCGUCAUUACGAAGAACAUCAUCAUCAUCGUCAUUAAGAUCAUCCUCAAGUAGGUGAAACGAGAAAGAAAAUGCUACUCAUCAAGAUGCGGCCUCAACACUUCUUCUACCUGCUUUCUGGAGGGACGAUGCCUCUUCAGGAGGUGGGUGCCAUCCACCUGCACCAGGUCCGCCAACCCAGCCCCAGGCGCUCUGCUAGUGCUCCAGCGGCCCUUAUGCAGAAUGGUAAUGAUCUACAGAAUGGUGGCACAACACCAGGCGCAGACUCGUCUUCAGGCGACGUGAGGGAGCCCCUGCCCCUUUGUCCCGAUGGUGAUGGUGAAACUCGCUUUGGUCAGCCCAUGAUCGCAGCAGCAAACCAACUGGUGUGGGCAAUGCAGGGAGGCGGCGUGCGCGCUCUUACCGCCAGUCAUGGAUUCACGCGCGGGGUCUACUAUCACGUCGGGGCGAAGGGAAUUCCAAAGUCUGUCAUCGCGAACAGUGGAGCCAGCUGGUUCGCAACCAUUUUCGCCUAUGCAGCCAUGCAGUCCAGUGAGAUUUUGCUUGGAGACGAGCACAACAAAAACUUUUGCAACUUUUUUCCACCGGAAAGUCCAAGAACGUCUGAGUCUCCAACUCCUCCAACGUCGCAGUCUAGAACUCCAACUCCUCCAAAAUGGACAUUCGCUCCUGGAGGGAACGGACCAGAAGAUCCUUGUUACCAUAUCCUCGCUGUGUACUUCAUCUUCAAUAUAAUUUUAUUUUUCAUUCUUUGCUUCAUGCAUUAUUUGUUCUUAACUUUUGUCAGGCAAAACGUCGAGUAGCAACCUGCAACAUCAAAAGGUCGAGCAUCGUAAUUGAAGAUACAACUAGGACUUCUGCCACUCUACUUUUCGAUACGGAGAUUAGUGAUCACCUUUUUUAACGAAGUUUCUUGAACAUGAAGCCGAUAUUUUUCGUGACUGGUCUUGCUCUGCUGGUUUUUACUUUUUAGUGCCUUAUCGUGGAUACAUAUAGUACAUAUAUAAUUAUAUAGAUAUUUAUAAUUCUGCUGCAAAAUGAAGAUAUAUAUAAUUGAUGUCCUCUCACACUAUUUUUAGGUCUACGAUGUCUCAUAAGAUGCAGUAUGAGGCUUCGUGGAGCGGUCUGGGCACUGGCAGCUUGAAAAAUUGGGGCAUCGCGGUCUACGAGCAGUUUUUUAGGAAGUACGGCAUUGGCCAGCACACGCAACCGCCAGUCGUCAGGGGUCGUCCUUCUCCUUUCGUCGCGGUUACUUAAGGCAAUGUGUUUGUUCCCUCAUUAAGUAAUACACAUACUAAAAAUAGAUCAUCCCCCAACAGGAUUUUCCUUUUGAUAAGAAGAAAAAACUCUUGGAGAUGAUCAAAGGCCACAGGAUGCAGCUGCUCAAGAUCGAUGGUCAAUUUCUCAGGGGAGGCAAAUUAUAAUUAAUACUCUAAGUUACGGCAAUUGACAAGGUGACCUCGACCGGCAGCACAACCGACUGGGUGAACUCGGUCCAAUCCGAAGAUGCCCAUUCGCUACUCCUCUUUGGCCCGCAGAAAUUGGUGCGAGGCGGCAACGGAAACGACUACUCGCAGUGCUGGAGCAAGGACCUGCUAAACGUUCCCACGGACUUUACGGAGGCAACGGGGCUGCGCGCCCCGUGGAGUGGUAAUGUUGGAGUGGUCGAAGCAUCGGCUAUGUCCUCCUGGGCUCUCGGUUUGUGGAAGGUUGACCAACACAAAACGAAGUUGGUGGAGGCCAAGGGUGAAAUCAAAAUGCUUCAGGACCAACCCCCCUUCAGCGGACCCGAUGUCAGCGGACGGCUUCAUAUUGAUGAGCUAAGUAAUGACGUGGCGAGCAGAAGCGCAUACAGAAAAACCAGGGAAGCGAUGGCCUACAUGAAGAACAGUGGGUACAUGAUGCCAAACUUUUCGCCCUCUUCACAAGCUCCACAACUUAAGGCGGAUCCUUCUACUUCCAAACAUGAUGUGUACUUAAACUUAGUGGUCAACAUGUGUUGUAGUACUUAAACUUAGUCAACAACAUGAUGAUGUAAUAAUGUAUCUACUUCAUGUUGUACUAGUAGUAGUUGACCUCAUUACACUGAGGAGGUCAGUGUGGUCUUUUACCUCGUGUUGUCGAAGUGACGCUUCUCCUCACACUGAGGUGUCCUUGACCUCCUGCUCAUUUAGGAAUAUUUAUAAUUCAAAUCUUCAUCGUCGCGAUAGAAAUUUUGUUAUGCGAAGUGCUCCUGUGCUAGCUCUAAUUCGGCAGCCCUGACCGACAACGACCUGGAUACAGCAAAAGCAUCGCUGUCAGAUUGGCCGACUCGUGACUACCACUUAAUGUUAAGGCUAGUAAUCACUCUCUAGAUUAGAAGUGCUGUCCUGAGGAGUUGAUAUCCAGCGUUGUCAGCGUGGUCACCCUUGAUUCAAAGGGAAUAGUUUCAACUUACUUACAAGAUAUCAUUAUUAAGGAGGAACGGGAAAGAAAGUAGUAAAAACUCAGCUGCACUUAUUCAGCAAGUCCGGAUAGUAUUUGCCUGCCGCUAAUGAUGGGAGACGGCGCGAUCAUCGACGACACUGGGUUGAUUGCGGCCGUGUCUGCGGGUGCCAGCCGCGUUGUCAGCUUGCUGCAUGCAGCAAAAGGCCCCUUCGACCCGGUUGCGUUGCGGAAUUGCCUGGCCUACGAGGUGCAUUAUUGUCAAAACAGAGAACGGCUUCUCCGCGAUAAGGCUGCCCCGAUCCACCUUCAGAGAAGUUAUCCUAGAAGAGAGUCUGCUUUUCGAGGAGAAAAGACACGCUUCAGGAUGCACUAUCUUGAGAUGGGAGAUUAGGGCGGGCUCUAAUCGUAACAGGAACCCACCUGACUUCGCAAAAAUGAGUCCACUGGAAUUUGGAAACAACGAGCGCGGGGACGCACGCGCCAUGGAUUUCACCACGGAUGAAAUGACCUAUCUGCAAGAUGCGUUGAAGAGCUUAGCUGCUCCUGUUGCUGCGGACGCGACGCGCGGGACGCUCCUCUUGCGGCCGGUCGAGCGGAUGGAGGACAGAGUGAAGAAAUGCAUUCUGGCGUAUGUGCCGGAUACGCUACUGAUUUUUUUUUUGGGUUUUUCAGCUCACGAAAAGGUCCCUUUCUUCGGCUACAAGCUUUUCUAUCUGAAAUAUUACCGCACCUUCCACAUCGCGGGGCUCAGCGCCCUGCUGCGGGUGAUGUAUCGAGGCAUCGUUCACGGACUGGGCCCGGUCGCGACAAUCGACCUGCAGACGGUCGAAAACAAACACUUCAAGAUCGAAGCCGGGCGCCGCGUUCGGGUAACCUUCGUGGCGAUGUUCCCUGAUUCGCCCGCGCGCACUACGGUGCCCAUGCUGUGGCUGCGCGAACGUGCGGAUUGGCUCCGCAAAAUCCGCGACCACAUCUACAAGAAUGCCCCAAGGAGUACUUGGCUCAGCGCCGUGAUUGGUCGUCGCCAGGCACCCAUGCACGAAGAGUACGGCAAGCUGUGCGAUCUGAUCAAGGCUUUCGUGGAGACGCAAGAUCCGCGAGUCGUCGAGAAAUACGGGGAGGAGCUGGGUGACUGGGGCCCUCGCGCUGCCCCGCGUAAGCACGCAGCACUUGGUUAUUUAAGGCGGAUUCCACCACGACUCUUAGAGAGAUGUCUUUCCAGUAGUACCGAAGCAUCUCUCUAACUCUAAUUCCUCGCUCUUCUUCAAAAUGUAGUUUCUAGAAGAUGUGGACUACAUGCUGGACGAGAACGCCUCCAAUCAAUAUUCAUGUUAAUUAUAUCAGAGUAGUUUAUAGCUAUAGCACGCAUGGUGCAUGGAGUGCAUGAUGGAGUAGCAUGGAGCGCAGAGCUUUGAGGGGCGCAAGAAGCUCCCCCUUUAGCUCCAUGCUACUCCAUGUGAUCCAUGCACUCCAUGCCGUGCGAGAUGUGAAACCUUACAAGUUGCUCUGUUACAUAUAUGACGCAGGGCCGCACGGCCCCCCCCCCUGUGGUCUGGUCUGUGGUGGCGCGCCCGCGCGCUUUUCCGCGCGGAUUUUUCGCGGGUUCUAGUGGUGGAAGGCGUCAAAACUUGGCGCGGGCCUCCCCUUGGGCCUCCCAGCGUGUCCCUAAGGGACACGGUCGCAAGAGCAAGCAAGCCGAUGACCAAGGGCCCGGAGUACAGGCGGCACGGCUCAGGGGGUCCAGCCCCUCGCCCUUUGCCGUCUUCGGAGGCCUUCCGCUGCCGGUGGGCGCAGGCGGUCGCGGCGGCCUCUUUUGUCUGUAGCCAUCUAACCCCUCAAGUCUGUCGGAUACAAACAUGCAAACGAGAAGGAGGCAGCGAGCCCCUUGGCCCCCCCUUGAGGCCUUCCACCUACUUCCCAGGCCUCCAGGGGACACAAAGCUCCUGGAAGGGGCCGGGGGUGGCCCCUUGGCCCCCUUUUGCAGCCUUUCUCCCCCGGCAGACGCCUCAAAAAGGGGCCCAGGGCGCGGGGGGGGGCGUCGCCCCGCGCCCUGGAACAGAUAUGGGAGCGAGCGCCUCCAUGAUGUAGUGAGCAUUAAUGUAUAUACAUGAUAGGUACUGGCACAGUCAAAAAUACGUAGAAAAGGUCUAAUCAAUACAGGAUGGACGUUGCCGAGCUCGUUCCUGGUGCGGAACUGGAUUUACUCCGAUAUGCUCGCCCAUAUCGUCAAGUACUACUCGGAGCACUUCUAUGAAGCCAAAAUCUGUUAUCAUUAUCAAGUUUCUCAAGUAGAAAAGUGUGAUAAUGAUAACAAAUUUUGGGUUCAUAGCUUCCGUCAAGACGGACAGGUCGUGGACGCGAAGAUUAGCAGCGUUAAGGCGGCCUCAUCUAAUCCAUGUCCAUUUCCAUGAUGUCAACAACCGUACUGUAUUUAUUAAACAGAUCCCUGCUCAACUAUAAAUAGAUCCCUGCUCAACUAUAAAUUAUAGAUCCCUGCUCAAACUCACUACCACUAGUUUCCUUUAUAGGGAACCUCCUCCUUCGACAAGUAUAGCUAUGAUACAUGUAGCGGAAGCGGAUACAACAACUAAAUUCUUUUAACCACGGAUCCCCAUCCGUCCCCCCCACUACGAACUACAGCUAACAACAAGAUGAGCUAAAGAUACAAUCGCUAGAAUUUUUGAUUUUGAGUAGGGCGCAUCGAGAGACACAGCACAAAGGUGACUGCUAGGCUCCGGGAGACAACUACUCCAAUAUAUAACAACUGCUUGUUAUGUUGGGAUAUUGAUUUACUAGAAGGACUUUCUCUACUAAUAGACAUGUUGUUCCUGCUCUAAUUAUAAACAAAAAUACGCUCCGGACGUGGAUCCCGAAUACAAGUUCAGUAAAACACCUUCGGAAGAAAACCCACUUGAGAAUGCAAAACCGUGGUAUUUUGGUUAUGGUAGAAGAUGUUAUAGUUGAGUUGGUAUCUUCUCAACGUUUAUUCUAGUUUAUUAUCAUAUGUCCCAGGGCUCAGGGCUGAAGGCCCCCCCGGUGUAAAUUCUUGGGGGGGCUCCGUAAGACAAAAGAAAAACGAAGGCCCUGGGGCUCCCGCGUGACGCGUGACGCCUCAGGCGGCGCUCAGAACUUCCGCGCGCGAACGGUCAAACCCAACCACAGGCCCAAAGAGAGUGCGCCAGGAAACAAAGAGGGGCGCGAAUAGCCACAAAGCAGCCCGGCCAACGGUCUUAGGGCUGGCGGCUCGUGAUCAGAGGGCGGGCCGUGGUUUUCGGACUGGCUCCCUCAUCAUUUUGAAAACGGUGAGAGACAGAGCAGCAGCCCGACGAGCGGAGUGGCCUGCGGUUCAACAAGCGUGGGGCCAAGUGCGUGCGCGGUCGGCUGUCGUGGGGUGGGUUUUCUUCUUAGGACUAUGUGGGGGCCAUUCAAAUCUAGGGGGAUUCGCGUGACCCCCGCGGAGUUCGAGGAAAAACAUGCGGCGAGAUGUUUGGAGCAGAAUGGGAGCCCAAUCGGAAACCGCCCAAGCCAUGCCUCGCACCGCCCGCCGACGUGCGCGGGCCGGCAGGGAGUGAGGCAGGCCCGCCACGUGCGGGCCGCGCGCGUGGUUUUCAGGAGCGGAAAAGGAAAGGCGGAGCAGGGCAUGGCGCUUGGAGGGCGCCUCGCUCAUGGGCGGGGGCUUGCUAUUGAAUCCUGACAAGCACAAGAACACCCAGACAAGAGCUGCUAGCCAAGGACACCCAGACAAGAUAGAACACCCAGGCAAGAACAUCCAGAAAAGGACACCCAGACAAGAACCCAAGGACACCCAGGCAAGAACACCCAGACCGGACCACCUAGGCAAGAGCAUCCGGAUAAGAUAGAACGCCCAGACAAGAACACCCAGGCAAGAACACCCAGACAAGAACAGGCAGGCAAGGGCACACACAUAAGGACACCCAGACAAGGACAGCCAAACAGGGACAGCCAGACGAGGACAUCCAGACAAGAACAACCAGACAGGAACACACAGACAAGAACACCCAGGCAAGGGCCAGGCGGAUGGCUUGGCGGGCGCACAGGUGGGCCAUGUCUCUCGGUACUGUUCUGCUUGGAAGUGGGCCGCGCGUCAUGCGUCGCCGGAUCGUGUUUCUCGGUAUUGUUCUGCCUCGGAGCGUGACGCGCGUCACGCGUCGCCGGGUCAUGUUUCGCGAUAUUGUUCUGCUCUGGAGCGUGACGCGCGUCACGCGUAAUUUUUUCAUGUUCCACCCUAAGUAAGGGUCGGGGAUGGAGCGUGACGCGCGUCGCGCAUGGUUUUUUCAUGUUUUACCCUAAGGUUCGGGCUCGCUUGGAGCGUGACAGAGUGUGUGACGCAAAAGGAGGACCGCAAGAGGGGAGCACCACUAAGGAAGGGGGGCCUUAGCGUCUAGUGGGUUAAGAGCUCUAGGGCGUUGGCUUGUUUAGCCUUGCGGGGGGGCGGCCCAGCCCCGGACCCUUUUCUUCGAGGGACUGCAAGGCGGGAAGGCCUCCAAACGCCAAACUUCGCGCCCUCCUGGCUUCUUGCGUGUACCCUACAGAAACCCCUGAGGCCGUUCAAGCACCGACGGCCGGAAGUGGAAGACUUCUGAAGGCGGCAAAGGUAACAAGGCGUGACCCCCUUGCCGUGUUGUGUGUACCCUGCAGACCCCCCGCGCGCGGGCUCCUCACUGGGGGAGCUUCUUGGGGGGUCGGUGGAGGGACUUCGAGGGCGGCGAGCAGGUGGCAAGGCUUGACGCGACCCCCUUGCCGUGUUGCAUGUGCCCUACACCUCACUGGAGGAGUUUGGCCCCUGCUGCCCCCCAUGAGGGCCAAAGGGGCCAGGCCUCACGACCGUGGCCGCCUUCGGCAGCCUUCUUCUCCCGGAGUCAGUCUGUCCCCCGCUCUGAUAGGGCCCAAGAGGCGGGACGCCUGUGGGGUACACACGGAGGGCCGCGGCCAGGGGCCUCCGGCUCCGCCUUUUGAGGCCUUUCCCCCCGUGGGUCCUUACAUGAAUGUCACCACCGCGAAAGAAAGGGCGCGCCCGCGGACGCCACCGCCGCUCCAUCCACAGGCGGAGGCCCCCACCCCUGGAACAUUCAUAGAUAGCCACUUGUUUUUUUAAAAUGUAUUUCUGUUUCUGAACCUUGUCAGCAUGAGCAUGAUCUUCAGGAGCAUGAGUUACAAGAAGAAAAAACUUCUGAUCAUGUUCUUUGAUGUGCUUACUAACUCGUCCUCAAGUAGUACAGCUACAGCGACAACUACCUCCACUAGCUACAUAAUAUAGACACGAUCAGCAAGAAGACCUUUCUCAGCUCUAAUUCGCGUUUCGAUUGCCCACCCGGUGACCGAUGGGAAAAAUUCGAUUUACCGGGCCAUGAUUCGUGGAGGCUACGUGAAUAGGCUGUUACGUUAGGAGAGAGGAAUAAUAGGCACUAGAGGAGGCAGAAGGAAUAAUGGGUAUACGAACGCAAAGGCAAAAAUUCUAGCGAAGUAGAGUAUAUUUUGCAGUAGGUCCACCAAUAUGGGAAGGCUCUAAUUCUGUACUGCGGGCACUUAUUGCCAACCUCAUUCUUUCACCAGGCCGCUUCGCUAUAUGUUUGUUGAGCUUCCGCGCUGUAGAUGACCAGCGUGGCAUGUGACUUCACUGGUCAAGAUCCCAAAACUCCAUCGCUAUUCACUUCCGACCUCUGCGCCUAGGUUUAGUACAGGACUGCUUAUCUGGUUUAGUGCGGUCUAGUCGUAGUUGAUUACUUAAAGAGCAAAACAUCCAGUAGGAGGUAAGCCAGUAAAUCAGCCAUCAGCCUUGCGGCGCAUCAUACCCUUGCAGGUGUGCUGACUUGCUCAUGGGGCCCCGCUGCGUCCGGUUGCGCCUUAGGUUUUCUGCAAGGGUCGACUGUGCGGCCCUAAAAUAGUUGUAGAAUUGUCGGCCGAAUGUGCGGCCUUAUGUUCCCCCAGUCUGUAGGUGAUUAAUCGACUAAAUUAAGUGGCUAAAAGGGAAGCAGCAUAUAGUCAUAUUACCGCAGAAUAUCAAAAAUGUAGACUACGCCCGCAAUGGGAUACAGGGCUAGCGGCUUGAGUUUGAGUCUGAGUUACCCGAGUUCAGAAAAGAUCGAAACAUGCUAGCUGCCUCUAAUGCUAAACGCGAAUGAUAAGUAGAUGAUGAAUAAGUUUAAGUCGCCCUCUGUGCGAAACAUUGGCCGAAAGCCAUCGUUGAUUGUCA